Molecule: messenger RNA, 1091 nt
Organism: Cercospora beticola
Lineage: Eukaryota; Fungi; Ascomycota; Dothideomycetes; Mycosphaerellales; Mycosphaerellaceae
Source: RefSeq, a predicted model, not a curated record
CAGCAGAACUUCUCUAAAGGACUUCACGACUCUGGAGAGCUGCGGAUCGAGACUUUGCGACAGCUUGUCGAAGUGCUUGGUGUGGUUAUAGAUUGAGCAUGGCGAGCGCAGAAGCAUACAUGGCCAGCCUGAAUGCCUCCUUAUAUCCAUCUGCUCGCCAGGCCAACUCUUCCUCGACGUUUUCGUCUGUAAUACCCGAUGGCCGCGAUCCCUCACCAUCAAGCAUUGUCAGCGAACCCAAAGGCAAAUGCCAUCUCCUGGAUCUCCCAAAAGAGCUACGUCUCUUGAUCUGGGAACGCUACCUUCAAACAGUACCUACACUGGUCAAACUCGAGCAAUACCACUUUGUCUACAAGUCCCGAAGAUACUGGCAACCUUUGCUAAGUCUAGCGAACCGCCAAAUCCGAAGUGAGCUUCUCCCGCUAUUCUAUCGCCGCUGCAGAUUCCAUUUACAAGGGUUCAACGAAGAUGGCGACUGUGAAGUCGAGUUGUUUCUUAACAGGACUCUUUCAUAUCAAGCGCUACAUCAGAACAUGAGAAUUGUGGUAAUACACGGUUUUAUUCUGCAUUCUGGUCGCUGGCUAGGAGAAUUUGAUCUCGGAAAAUUUACGUUGAACGUUGAUAGGCAUUGGAAACAUUCCAUGGAGGGCGAGUAUAGUGGUAUGAUUGAGGACUUGGAAGCUAUUUUCCUGUGGGCUUCGCAGGCGGUCAGCCCGACGGAUUCAAGAGAGCCGGUUUUGCGCCGAUUGCUGAAUGUCAUGAGGGCACGCGGGGUGUUCUUGUGUGACGAUGAUGAAUAUACAGUCCACGGAGACCCGGUCGGCUUCUGAGCCAGAGCCAGACUCGUCGCGAACAGAGCAGGCAACGACUGCGAACAUGACAAUGUACAGUAUCGUGUGCACAUCUAACUGGCACAAUGCCUGACACUCAACGCCGCAACCAACGUGAAUGCCUGCGAUGUGUGCGGGAAGUUGUGACAGGAUUCAGCCAAUGCAAUCAGGCCGAAACGCAUUUCUCGGCGUUCACAUGUGCAUCAUCGUGGUUCGAUUCCAUCGGCCCACUUUUGCCGCCCUCCAGACCAGACCCCAGCA